CGAUCUACCUCGAUCUUCAAAAAGCGUAAGCGUCGUGCUGUAAGCUGGAUGGAGUGAGCGGAAGAUACAUUUUCAAAGUGGUUGAAGUUGCUUAGAACGCGAACGUAACUUUAAAAGUCACCCACGGGAGGCCAAAGCGUUGACGCGAAACCCAAUUUCCAAACUUCACACAAAUUGCGACGGCUGGCUUUCGGCCAUGAUGAACCGACGCUGACGCCAAUUAUCGAUACCCUCACAGUGCUCGUGCACAACGGACACAACGGACACAUUUCACAUGCCAGGCCCUUCGUCUCUGCCUCCGGUUCCCGUUGCGAAGCCUCUUCCGCUCAAUGGCGUCCCAGAUCCAGAGCGUCAAAUCAUUGUAGCCUCCGUAGGCCCAGACGAUCCGGAACUCAGUGGAUAUACGGAAUGGAUAGCGUCGUCUCUGAGAGAGUUUGACGAGGUGGAGAUCGUGGGCGUCGAUCCUGCACUUGCAAACUGUGUUUCCGUCAUCCUUAUCCUUGAAAAUUCGGGCAUUGCGACUCGACAUGAACUCGACACCACAACCUUCCAAGCACCGGACAAAUCCCCAAAGAGCUGCAUCAAAGUGACGGUACGAAGAGGACCGGCUCUGGUACAAGAGCUUGAGCAAAAGCAGAGGAUCAAGCUGAGCAAGCCAAAAUCGGCGUAAUGUCCCCUGACCCAAUGAGGUGCUUUUUCGGCGAGAUUGACAUAUGCAUCCAUAUGCCAUCUUAUUCAACAUGUGAUCAGAGUUGCCGUGCGAGCAGUACAACGAGAACCAUGGACAAUCUUCCUGUUCAUCAACAGGCCAACUGAGAAUCGGAUAAAUAUCAUGAUGGUUCAUGCACGGACAAUGACAAGGAUUCUAAUUUGCAUUUGCCCUCUGCGGUUGUCACCCUGAGUCUGUUGGCUCACAAGAGAUGGACCGUUUCACCCAUAUAUCGGUUUCAAUAAAUUAUACACUUCCUACCACCGCGUUGGUCUGUAGUUUUUCAAAAAGGC
Messenger RNA from Spizellomyces punctatus DAOM BR117, 1002 nucleotides. RefSeq lists its product as uncharacterized. NCBI's taxonomy places the organism in Eukaryota, Fungi, Chytridiomycota, Chytridiomycetes, Spizellomycetales, Spizellomycetaceae. The record is from RefSeq and is a predicted model, not a curated record. The coding region runs from base 275 to 670 and encodes 131 amino acids. Gene Ontology annotation, molecular function: nucleic acid binding. The transcript is spliced from 6 exons.